AUUCUUACACACGAGAGGAUAGCCAAACCUUUCUCACUCUCUCUCUCUAUCGCUAUAUAUAAAUUUUUUUUACAUAUAUAUACUCAUUUUUGUUGCAAUCCCAUUUUCUCUCUUGCAUCUCUCUCCCUCUUCUGGUUGAUAAAAUCUUCUAUAUCAUUUGGUCGUAUAUAUGUGUCUAAUCUAAUUGAAUCAUUAACAGUGAUUACAAGAACGCAGACAUACAGAGAGAGAGGGAGAGAGCAAUAACAGAGGGCCUCUCUCGCCCUCUUUUCUUGUUAUGCCUCCUCUCAGAUCUUAGAUUCUCUCACUUUUCUAUCUUAUUUAUCUUUCUUUGGAAUUCUUUAUCGCUGGUUGAUCCAUAUUUGAUCGGUUAAAGUCUGAAGGUCUUAUAUAUGCUGUUGGAUUGAAUCCAUAAGCACCCAUUUCGUAAAUACCUGUAAAUAUCCAAGCUUUGUUUUAUUUCUUUGUCUAAGAAAUGGAAAUGGAGCUUGGGAAACUGUUCAUUGGUGGGAUUUCAUGGGAUACAAAUGAAGACCGUCUUAGGGAAUAUUUCCAGGCUUAUGGAGAAGUUAUGGAGGCUGUGAUAAUGAAGGAUCGGGCUACAGGUCGUGCCCGUGGCUUUGGUUUCGUUGUUUUUGCUGACCCUGUUGUUGCUGAGAGAGUUGUGAUGGAAAAGCAUCUGAUAGAUGGUAGAAAUGUUGAGGCAAAGAAGGCAGUUCCUAGGGAGGAUCAAAACAUUCUGAACAGAAGCAACAGCAGCAGCAUACAUGGAUCACCUGGUCCAGCUCGUACUAAGAAGAUAUUUGUAGGAGGUUUAGCAUCUACGGUCACAGAGAACGACUUUAAGAAAUAUUUUGAUCAGUUUGGGACGAUUACAGAUGUUGUUGUUAUGUAUGACCACAACACUCAAAGGCCAAGAGGGUUUGGAUUUAUUACUUAUGAUUCAGAGGAAGCAGUGGAUAAAGUGUUGCACAAAACCUUCCAUGAACUCAAUGGUAAAAUGGUAGAGGUCAAGCGGGCUGUCCCAAAAGAAUUAUCUCCAGGACCAACUCGCAGUCCGUUAAGUGGAUAUAAUUAUGGUGCCAGUAGAGUUGGCAGCAUUCUGAAUAGUUACACUCAGGGAUACAAUCCAAGUCCUACUGGAGGACUUGGUGUUAGAAUGGAUGGUAGGUUUAGCCCUGUUACUGUUGGUCGGAGUAACUUUUCUCCAUUUGGUCCUGGUUUUGGGAUGGGGCUGAACUUUGAGCAGGGGUUAAGUCCUAGUUACGGGGGAAAUUCCAACCUAAGUUCUAACCUUGGUUAUGGGCGAAUUAGUCCUUCAUAUAAUGGAAAUUCAGGCAGAUAUGAUAAUCCUAUCGGGUUUAAUGGUGGUAAUGGUGGAAAUAGUUCUGUCUUAAAUUCCACAGCUCGAACUUUGUGGGGUAAUGGAAAUAUUAAUCAUGCUUCAAACUCCACAAGUUCCAGUAAUUUUAUGGGCCCUGGAACUGGGAAUUCUGGAAUGAGUUCUUUUGGCAGUAUUGGAGCACUUUGGGGUUCAUCAGCUAAUUCUGUACAAGGUGGUGGUGCUGGCUCUACUUAUAAUAGUGGCAGUCUUAGCUACAACAAUGGAGAUUUCGGUGUUGGUUUAGGAGGGGUAGGAUAUGGAAGAAACAGUGGGACAAAUGUUGCACCAGUUUCAUCUCAUGCUGCAUCAUAUGAUGGAUCUUAUGAAGAUAUUUAUGAAAAUGGCUCAUUGUAUGGGGAUUCUGCCUGGCGAUCUUCAGCUCUAGAGCUGGAGGGGUCUGGCUCAUUUGGUUUUGGGCUUGGAAAUGCAGCUUCAGAUGUUGUGAGUAGAAACUCUGCUGGUUAUGUCGGUGGUUAUAGUGUUGCCAGUAGACAAGCAAAUAGAGGAAUUGCUGCUUAGGACAAUUAUGAUGUGAAUGUCAAGAGGUUAUUGUAGGUGAAGUAUAUCUGAUAAAGCAAAUUUCGUACAUUUUCCUUGUCCAGAUGUUUCAGUUUAUAUAAGAACUUGGUUAGAGCUAAUCAGUUUGCCUGUUUUGAUGAAUUUAUGGUAGAAAUGCAGUCUCACUGAAUUCCGUGUAAGGUUUGAGCUUUGAGGUUUUUAUGAUAUAGGUUUUUCUUUCUUUGAAUUCGAUUACGAUGUAAAAUCAUAUUGCGGUGUAUACGCAGAAUUACUGUAUCAUGCAUCUCUGGUGACACAGUGAUACACAAAAAGAAUGAAUAUUUCUUCUUUUCUUUUAACAUUUUCUUCCCAUGAUUUUGGGUUUCAAUUC
Jatropha curcas is the source of this 2273-nucleotide messenger RNA. Its product is annotated as heterogeneous nuclear ribonucleoprotein 1. Gene Ontology annotation, biological process: regulation of translation. Gene Ontology annotation, molecular function: mRNA binding. NCBI's taxonomy places the organism in Eukaryota, Viridiplantae, Streptophyta, Magnoliopsida, Malpighiales, Euphorbiaceae. The record is from RefSeq and is a predicted model, not a curated record.